Molecule: messenger RNA, 786 nt
Organism: Cheilinus undulatus (humphead wrasse)
Lineage: Eukaryota; Metazoa; Chordata; Actinopteri; Labriformes; Labridae
Gene: sumo2a
Product: small ubiquitin like modifier 2a
Exons: 4
Coding region: 102-392 (96 amino acids)
Biological process (GO): protein sumoylation
Cellular component (GO): nucleus
Molecular function (GO): protein tag activity; ubiquitin-like protein ligase binding
Source: RefSeq, a predicted model, not a curated record
AGCGCGGCAGCGUGCCGACGUAGAAGAGAGUUGACGCAGAAAGUGGCGCGCCCGACAGCGCAGCCGCAAAAGAACAAACGCAGACAUACACAACAGUAGCCAUGGCAGAUGAAAAACCCAAGGAGGGAGUGAAGACGGAGAACAAUGAGCACAUCAACCUGAAGGUGGCAGGGCAGGAUGGCUCCGUCGUGCAAUUCAAGAUCAAAAGGCACACUCCCCUCAGCAAACUAAUGAAAGCUUAUUGUGAACGGCAGGGCCUGGCGAUAAGGCAAAUACGAUUUCGAUUUGAUGGUCAGCCCAUCAAUGAAACAGACACACCUUCACAGCUAGAAAUGGAGGAUGAAGAUACAAUUGACGUGUUCCAACAGCAAACCGGAGGCUCUUCUCUUUAAAGACUGUUUCUUCUGAACACCCUUACCCCCUCUUUUCCUCCCUGAACGUCUGUUAUGCCCUUCAAAUGUUCAUGAUCAGUGUUGACAACAUCCAGUGGAUUAUUUUCACAAAAGUUCCAAUGCAGAAGCACAGUUGGUGUAGACUGAUUUGAUCACACUGUCAUUUCUAUGUUAACAUGUCAGAGAUGUGCAGUUUGCAGAAUAAAUGAAAAGCUUAUGAAGUUCUUUUCUGUAACAUUUUGGAGAAAAUUCCCUGGUCCUUGCAUUUGUUUUAUACUGUUAUAAAGGUUUUGAUUUAGGCUGAACUUUGUUGUUGUUGUCUAGGAAGCCUGCGUUUUAAAUUCACAGCAGUUAUGAAAAUGUAAUAUUGGAAUAAAUUGAGUCUUUUUUUAAA